UCGGCCGCCGAGUGCUGCGAAUUCCUGCUCGAGCCGCCACCACUCUGCAACACUGGCAAAGAGAAAGCCUGAGGAGAGAGGGAGCGAGUGAGAGGGAGAGAGCGAGAGAGAGAGAGAGAGAGAGAGAGAGAGAGAGAGCGUGAGUGAGUGGGGGAAGGAGUGAGCGUGUGAGAGGGAGAGAGGAAGAGAGAGAGAGAGAGAGAGAGCGACUCACUGUGCGCCGGGUCCACAUUUGCACGAUGGCAUCGGAUCCGGGGCUGCUGCUGCUCUUACUGUGGACUAUAUCUCUCCAGGUUCAGGGCUCCAAAGACACAAACAACAAUGAAGUUAAUCUCCUUGACACAUCAUUGGUAUCGGGAGACUGGGGCUGGCUGACGUACCCAUCACAUGGGUGGGAUGCCAUUAACGAAAUGGAUGAGUACUUCACCCCAAUUCACACCUAUCAAGUGUGCAACGUGAUGAGUCCCAGCCAGAACAACUGGCUCCGGACCAACUGGAUCCCGCGCGAGGGCGCCCGACGCAUCUACAUCGAGAUCAAGUUCACGCUGCGCGACUGCAACAGCAUGCCAGGUGUGCUCGGCACCUGCAAGGAGACCUUCAACCUCUACUACUACGAGGUGGACCGCGACCUGGGCCGCUCCACCAUCUGGGAGAACCAGUACGUCAAGAUCGACACCAUCGCCGCCGACGAGAGCUUCACCGGCGUGGACCUGGGCGUGCGGCGGCUCAAGCUCAACACCGAGGUGCGCGGCGUGGGCCCGCUGACGCGGCGCGGCUUCUACCUGGCCUUCCAGGACAUCGGCGCCUGCAUCGCCGUGGUCUCGGUGCGCGUCUACUACAAGCGCUGCCAGGGCGUGGCGCGCGGCCUGGCCGUCUUCACCGACGUGGUGACCGGCGCCGACUCGUCCUCGCUGGUGGAGGUGCGGGGCACGUGCGUGGACCACGCCGAGGAGCGCGACACGCCCAAGAUGUACUGCAGCGCCGAGGGCGAGUGGCUGGUGCCCAUCGGCCGCUGCGUGUGCAGCGCUGGCUUCCAGGAGCACCGGGACGCCUGCAUCGCGUGUGAAGUGGGCUACUACAAACCCACAGCGGGGGACCAGCCGUGUGAGAAGUGCCCGCUCCAUAGCCACUCAGAGACCAGGGCUGCCCUCACCUGCCCUUGCGACGCCAACUACUACCGAUCUACCUCUGAUCCUCCCGCAACUCCCUGUACAAGACCCCCGACAGCGCCCAUCAAUGUGAUCUCGUCAGUGAACGGCACCUCGGUGAGCUUGGAGUGGGGCUCCCCGGCGGACAGCGGCGGCCGCAGCGACGUCAUGUACAACGUGUCGUGCCAGCGCUGCCUGGGCGGAGGCGCGGGGGUGGUGGCGCGCACCGGGGCGCCGCUCAUCCGCUUCAUACCGCAGCAGAUGGGCCUCACCGACACGCUGGUGACGGUGCUCAACCUGGCGGCGCACGCCAACUACACCUUCCGCAUCCACUCGCUGAACGGCGUGUCGCGCCUGAGCAAUGAGCCGCCGCAGUUCACCACCGCCAAUAUCACCACGAACCAGGCAGCUCCAUCCCAGGUGAUUGCCAUCCGACAAGAGAACGCUAGUCAGAACAGUGUCUCCCUGCUCUGGCAAGAGCCUGACCAACCCAACGGUGUAAUACUUGAGUAUGAUAUCAAGUACUUCGAAAAGGAAAAUGAGCUUCAGAGCUACUCGACAGUCAAGUCCAAGAACACCAGCGCAAAGGUGUCCGGGCUGAAGCCUGGCACGCGCUACGUCUUUCAGGUGCGAGCCAGAACCUCAGCGGGCUGCGGGCGCUUCAGCCAAUCGGUGGAGAUCCAGACGGGCAAAGCCGUCCCUUUACGCUACGACACAAUGACAAUCAUCUGGAUCUGCCUGGCGCUAGUGAUCGGCCUAAUCACCUUCCUAGCGAUUGUCAUCUGCAGAAAACGGCAAGAGGAGUACUUUGACUUAUCCACUUUUACCGUACACUGCGGUUAUAGCAAGGCCUUCCAAGACUCUGACGAAGAGAAGAUGCACUACCAAAAUGGCCACGUCUCAUUUCCUGAAGCCAGGUUCUAUAUUGAUCCCCACACGUACGAGGACCCAUGCCAGGCAGUACAUGAGUUUGCCAGAGAAAUUGAAGCCUCCAGGAUCAAAAUUGAGAAAAUCAUAGGCUCAGGGGAAUUUGGCGAGGUGUGUUAUGGACGCAUGAAGCUCCCGGGAAAGAGAGACAUCCCUGUGGCCUUGAAGACACUGAAAGCAGGCUACAGCGAGAAGCAGAGGAGAGACUUCCUCAGCGAGGCCAGCAUCAUGGCUCAGUUUGACCACCCCAACGUCAUUCGGCUGGAGGGAGUGGUCACACGCAGCAAACCAGUGAUGAUAAUCACAGAGUACAUGGAAAAUGGAUCAUUGGACUCUUUCCUCAGGCGGCACGACGGCCAGUUCACUGUCAUACAACUCGUCGGUCUUCUUCGAGGCAUUGCAGCUGGGAUGACAUACCUGGCUGACCUUGGGUUCGUCCACAGAGACCUGGCUGCCCGCAACAUACUGGUCAACAGCAAUCUGGUCUGUAAAGUGUCAGACUUUGGACUUUCUCGCGUUUUGGAGGAUGACCCAGAUGCAGCUUAUACUACAAGCGGGGGAAAGAUCCCGAUCCGCUGGACAGCCCCAGAGGCCAUCGCCUACAGGAAGUUCUCAUCGGCCAGUGACGUGUGGAGCUACGGCGUGGUCAUGUGGGAGGUCAUGGCAUAUGGAGAGCGUCCUUAUUGGAACCUGACAAACAGAGAUGUGAUAAAGUCAGUAGAAGAGGGCUACAGGCUGCCAUCGCCCAUGGGCUGCCCCGUUGCGCUACACACGCUGAUGCUGGACUGCUGGCAGAAAGACCGCAACGAACGGCCCAAGUUCUGCCAGAUCGUCGCGGUCCUCGACAAGCUGAUCCGCAACCCGGAGAACCUCAAAUCAAUGGGCACAAUGUGCAGACUAAACAGUCCUUUGAUGAACAGAACCAAUCCUGACUUCAGCACCUGCAGAUCGGUGGGAGACUGGUUGGACACCAUCAAGAUGGGCCGCUACAAGGACCACUUUGCCGUGGGAGGAUACUACACCCUGGGCCACGUCAUGGGCCUGAAUCAGCAAGACAUCCAGAGGCUGGGGAUCACCCUCAUGGGCCACCAGAAGAAGAUCAUGACCAGUGUCCAGAUGAUGCGUGUUCAAGUACUAAACAACAGUGUACCGUCGGUGCAUGUAUAAUCACGUGCGACACACACACCCGGGGGCCUUCGGCAGUGUCCACGCGUCAAAGGGUCAUCGACAGCCUGAUCGCAUCGGAACCAUGAACCUUUAAAAAGACUCCUCUGAGAAACCAAGUUUCAGCAGGACUGCUAUAAUGCAGAAGUUUUGA
Sardina pilchardus (European sardine) is the source of this 3393-nucleotide messenger RNA. RefSeq names its product eph receptor A8 (gene epha8). The record is from RefSeq and is a predicted model, not a curated record. Gene Ontology annotation, molecular function: transmembrane-ephrin receptor activity; ATP binding; protein binding. Bases 240 to 3242 code for a protein of 1000 amino acids. Gene Ontology annotation, cellular component: dendrite; plasma membrane. Gene Ontology annotation, biological process: protein phosphorylation; axon guidance; ephrin receptor signaling pathway. NCBI's taxonomy places the organism in Eukaryota, Metazoa, Chordata, Actinopteri, Clupeiformes, Clupeidae. The transcript is spliced from 18 exons.